AUGGAAACAACGAAACCCGAAUCUCAGCAUGGGACACUGGCGGAUGUCGAAGCGCUUGCGGAUGCGCAUCUGUUGAACGAUACAGUCCAGACUUUGUCGUUUGAUUCCUUGACUGUUACGGUUCCUGUGAAGGGUUCUAAGGAAGAAAAGAAGAUCCUUGACAAUGUUAGCGGAAUUAUUCGCGCCGGAGAAAUGGUCGCCCUUAUGGGGCCCAGCGGAUCCGGGAAAACUACAAUGCUCAAUCUUCUCGCCGGUCGAACGCAUAAGAUAGCGACGAGUGGGAAGAUAUUCGUAAAUGGCGGUGAACUAUCAAAAACAAAAUUUCGAAAAAUCAGUAGCUAUGUCGAGCAAGAAGACCACCUCAUUGGUAGCUUGACUGCACGAGAGACUCUGGAUUUUUCUGCAAGAUUGGCGCUUUCGAAUUCGAUCACUGCUGCUGAACGAAAGCGAAGAAUUGAUGCCCUACUCGCAUCAUUUGGUCUUGUCGGAAACCAAACUACGCUUGUCGGAACCCCAAUUCGUCGAGGGUUAAGUGGAGGACAAAAGAGGCGACUUGGUGUAGCCAGUUCCUUGAUAACCUGUCCAAAAAUCCUAUUCCUUGACGAGCCGACUAGUGGAUUGGACUCAGCUGCUAGUUAUGAAGUCAUGUCCUAUCUAAAGAAUGUCUGCAAGUCAAAUAAGCUCAUCGUCAUCUGCUCGAUUCAUCAACCGUCUACAUCGACCUUCAACCUCUUCGAUUCUCUCUAUCUCUUGUCUCAAGGUAAAAUGUGCUACUCGGGCUCACUCCCAGAGACUCGCGAAUACUUCGCUUCUAUCGGGCACGAAAUCCCGCAUUUCUAUAAUCCAGCCGAAUACCUUUUGGACAUCAUCAAUGUCGAUUUUGCGCAAGAUAAGCAAGCAGCAUCGGAACAGUUGCAAGUCAUUCAAUCAAAAUGGAAUUCUUCUGAAAAACUCUCCGCGAUCAAAGACCAAAUUGUCGAGGCCCAGAAUGGCAAAACCGAUGUGGUAUUGGAAGCUCAAGGGAAGACAACUCAGAUUCUAAUACCGGUUGUCCUAUUACAUCGAAGCUUUGUUAAGAGUUAUCGCGAUGUGUUUGCGUAUGGUGUUCGUAUUGCCAUGUAUAUGGGUCUUGCGAUUAUGAUGGGAACAGUUUGGCUUCGAUUGUCAACUCAUCAGGAAUCGAUUCAACCAUUCAUCAAUGCAAUCUUCUUUGGCUCUGCUUUCAUGUCCUUCAUGGCGGUCGCAUAUAUUCCAGCAUUUCUCGAGGACCGAGCGACCUUCAUCAAAGAGCGGAAUAACGGUCUUUAUGGCCCAACCUCAUUCAUAAUCGCCAAUUUCUUCAUCGGAGUACCUUAUCUUUUCUUGAUUGCUAUACUAUUUUCCGUAGUUUCAUACUGGCUUUCAAACUUCUACCCCUCCGGAACCGCCUUCCUGUACUGGGUAAUGUGGCUAUUCCUCGACCUUCUAGCCGCCGAAUCCCUUGUAGUCUUCGUCUCCUCUCUCUUCCCAAUCUUCGUCGUCUCCCUCGCUCUCACCGCCUUUCUAAACGGCCUCUGGAUGUCCGUCGGCGGCUUCCUCGUCAGCCCUCGUAUACUCAAUGUAUUUUGGAAAUACUGGGCAAGGUAUAUCGAUUACCAAUCAUAUGUCUUCCAGGGUAUGAUGGUAAAUGAAUUUUCAAGGAGGAAUUAUGAGUGUGGGGAGGGGUGCCAUUGCAUGUAUUCUACGCCGCUUGAGGACAAAUGCAUGAUUGACGGUGAUGGCGUGUUAGCGGUUUAUGGGUAUAAAACUGGGAAGAAUGGAGAAUGGGCUGGAAUAUUGGUGGCUAUCAUUGUUGGAUAUAGACUUUUGAGUUGGCUUGUUUUGAAGAUUAAGAGGACUUAG
Molecule: messenger RNA, 1881 nt
Organism: Orbilia oligospora ATCC 24927
Lineage: Eukaryota; Fungi; Ascomycota; Orbiliomycetes; Orbiliales; Orbiliaceae
Exons: 7
Coding region: 1-1881 (626 amino acids)
Cellular component (GO): membrane
Molecular function (GO): ATP hydrolysis activity; ATP binding; ABC-type transporter activity
Source: RefSeq, a predicted model, not a curated record